UUCAUUUUCUUGUCAUUGAUUGAGUUCUCAGUCAUUACAUACAUAUCGAGGGCUGAGAAGAGGAAAAUCAGAGAAAUUAAAACAUUGCGAAGAAAUAUAAGUCAGAGUCAGUUGUCGUUGGCGUCAGAAGACUCGCAGUUUACGUUCACUGCCAACGAUGGCAAACAAUUAUGUUCAGCAAAAAAUUCAGAAAGAUUUCCGUUCGAAGGCAUUGAGAUUAAAGUUCCCCGGUCUCCCAAAUUAAAUGAAAGGCCAACCCUCAUGAUUCCCGGCAGUCCUUCAUUGAAAAAACAUAACUUCAUCGUAACCCCUCCCGAUACCCCUCAGACCCCCAACUUUGAUAUAAGUCCGGACAAUUCAUACGACCCCCUGAAGAAAACUCCGGUU
Molecule: messenger RNA, 387 nt
Organism: Oppiella nova
Lineage: Eukaryota; Metazoa; Arthropoda; Arachnida; Sarcoptiformes; Oppiidae
Source: the annotation of a GenBank genome assembly